Cottoperca gobio is the source of this 4980-nucleotide messenger RNA. RefSeq names its product opioid receptor, delta 1a (gene oprd1a). Gene Ontology annotation, cellular component: neuron projection; plasma membrane. Gene Ontology annotation, biological process: G protein-coupled opioid receptor signaling pathway; neuropeptide signaling pathway. The transcript is spliced from 3 exons. The coding region runs from base 147 to 1286 and encodes 379 amino acids. Lineage: Eukaryota; Metazoa; Chordata; Actinopteri; Perciformes; Bovichtidae. Gene Ontology annotation, molecular function: neuropeptide binding; G protein-coupled enkephalin receptor activity. The record is from RefSeq and is a predicted model, not a curated record.
CGUCCACACCUUUUGUGUUUUUGGGAAACUCUUCCACUCUUUUCACACUUCUUGCCUUCAGUCGUUUCCAGACGAUUGAUUUCCUUCAGAUAAUUGAGAGUAAGUGUUUUGUUCAGCACCACGCGCAGAGCGGACAGCGCAGCAGCAUGGAGCCGUACACGGUCUCCGGAGCGCAGCUCUCCCUGUCCGACCUUUACUCCGUGAUCCCCUUCAAUGUCACCUUCCCGGACGAGGAGAGCGGCUCGAUGGGCGACAGGCUGCAGAACUACACCGAGCAGCAGGCUCCGGCGGCGAGGAGCGCCGGGGGGAUAAUCAUAGCCAUAUCCAUCACGGCUCUGUACUCCGUCAUUUGCGUGGUGGGACUCCUGGGCAACGUCCUCGUCAUGUACGGGGUGGUCAGAUACACCAAGAUGAAGACGGCCACAAACAUCUACAUCUUCAACCUGGCUCUUGCCGACGCCUUGGCCACCAGCACGCUGCCCUUCCAGAGUGCCAAAUACCUCAUGAACACGUGGCCGUUUGGGCAAGUCCUGUGCAAGCUCAUCAUUGCCAUCGACUACUACAACAUGUUCACGAGCAUCUUCACCCUCACCAUGAUGAGCGUGGACCGCUACAUCGCCGUGUGCCACCCGAUCAGGGCGCUGGAGUUUCGGACACCGGUCAAGGCUAAGUUGAUCAACGUGCUCAUCUGGGUCCUGUCCUCGGCGAUUGGGGUUCCCAUUAUGGUCAUGGCUGUGACCAAAGUGGAGGAUAAUGGUAAAACCAUGUGCAUGCUGAAGUUCCCUGACCCGGACUGGUACUGGGACACAGUGACAAAGAUCUGCGUCUUCAUCUUUGCUUUCGUGGUUCCUGUGAUGGUGAUCACCAUAUGUUACGGCCUGAUGAUCCUGCGUCUGAAGAGCGUUCGUCUGCUCUCAGGCUCCAAGGAGAAAGACCGAAACAUGCGCCGCAUCACUCGCAUGGUCCUGGUGGUGGUGGCUGCCUUCAUCAUCUGCUGGACCCCCAUCCACAUCUUCAUCAUCGUGAAGACGAUGGUGGAGAUUGACGUCAGGAACCCCUUCGUGAUAGCCAGCUGGCACCUCUGCAUCGCCUUGGGCUACACCAACAGCAGCCUCAACCCUGUCCUCUACGCGUUUCUGGAUGAAAACUUCAAGCGGUGCUUUAGGGAUUUUUGCCUUCCCUGUCGGACCCACGUGGAGCAGCACAGUCUGACCAGAGGCCGCAACACCACCAGGGAGCCGGUGUCCGUCUGCCCUCCGUCAGAAGCGAGGAAGAAGCCGGCAUGACUAGGCAUGGAAUGGGUCCCCCACAGCUCUCGCUCGAGGAGGAUCCAGCAAGAUCUGCAAUCAGAGGUCACCCAGAUCUCCACAACAGAGUUUUAAAUGAAAAGAGAAGCAGCUCGUCUGAGAUCUGAGUCAUUCUCUCCAAUUUGGCUCAGUUGACAUUCAAAGGAGUUGCUAAAGAGAAUGAAAAAUAAGUCUCAGCUUGAUCUUACAUUUCUAAAAACAAAAUGGAAUAUUUGUUAUUUUUCUCAAAUGUGAAGCCUUUGAGAGUGGAUGGGGUGAAAUCCCAAAGAGAACAUCUAAAUGUAAAAAGGAAGAUCAUGAUAGAGAACGCCCCCAGCUCAUGAUUUGUCUGCCCAAAAGACGAGACUGCAGGACCUUUUAAUAAUGCAAAAAGGACAAAGUCACACUCGCAGGUUUCUGUCUCGUCAAGCAAAGAAUGCAUGGAUCAGACACCGCCAGUGUAAUCACAGGCUGAUUCAUGUGCAACAGAGUGUGGGACAAUGGGCUUUUUCAAUUCAAUCUUCAUCAUUUCCUCUAGGGAACACGUCGCUACACGUUCAAAGAAACGAAAGGAGUAUUUUCUGUUCCGUCAACUUCGGCACAAAACAAAUGAGCCUUACAUAAGAACAAGACUGAUACCCCCGACAGCUGGAUGAUGAACUACAGCAUAGUCGGAGAAUCUUGUUUACUGCAAGAAUAGUUUUUCCCUUUAGACUCCGCCACCUUCGACGGCGUUGAAAGAAGGAUAUGGGGCUCAAUGUUCCAUGGAUUUGUCUUCAUACUACACCACAAUGCUUUUGACUAAUGUGAAUCAAACGAAAAAAUACUAGAAAAAAACGGAAAGACAAGAAUCCGAUGCCUUGAAAAUGGCUUUCUGCUGUGUUUACACAUUCAGCUGUGAGGAUCCCACAGAGACAAUACAUAUUCACUAUUCUGUGCCGUGAUAACAAUAACAGCGGUGAUUUAAAGUGUACUGUACAUAGCUUUACCAAGUGCUGCAGGAUUUUUGCUAUUUCGAGUUACAUAAGGGCACAGUGACAGAAAUGUACAGUUGUCAUGCAGGAUAUGAAAUCAUAAUCAAAUCCACAUUGUGGGGUUUUUGUGCUCGGAACAGCAUCGAUCCACCGAAGCUUUGAUUUCUAGGGAGGUCUUUUCUUCUCACCUACUUGACUUUCAUGAGUGGUGCCUGCAGAGAGCCUCUGAGCAGAACCAGUAAUGAAUGGAAACCACGUCUCUCUCACCUUGUUGAUUCAUUGUUUGAAACAGAUGUAAAGUCAAAGAAGACCCCUUAACUCCGACUGAGCAUCGUCAUCACAGUGUCGCGAGAGACGUCCGUUCUUGAUGUCAACAAACACACAAGUAGAUUAUUGACUAAAACGCUAUCAUCUGUGGAAUAAAUGUGGCACAACAGAUAUAAAGGGUGAUUUAUGUCCUCCAACAGAUCCUGACACCAAUCAAACUGGAGGCAUCCAUCAAUGGACUGCCGCUAAGUUAAUGAUCAUUUCAACUUUGCAUACCAGAUGAGGUAUGUCAGUUUUAAUAAUGCAGAGUUCAUUAGAAUUCGCCGUCUGGUUUGAAGGAUAAAUCCGUGACGACAAGCAAACGUGUACAAAUAUGGGAUAGUUUUGUUAUAUUGUUGAAAUGUUGAAGUCAAUGUUGUAAAUGUGGAACAGAUAAAACGCAUCCAAACUGAAUAUAAAUCUAAAAAGAUGAGGGUAAAGCCCACUUGAGGCCUUUGUGAUAUUGGCAUAUAUAAAUAAAAUUGACUUGAUUUACAGAUGAAAGGGAAAAAAAUCAAUAAUUGUGAAUUUGUAAAUAGUAUAAAGCUUUUGCAUUUUAACAGAUUUGGCUUCAGCCGCAGUUAAAAUGAGGUGUGCCUGUGAUUCUGUGCGUUCUCUUUACACUUUUUGAAUCUUAAAAUCUCUCCACUCGCUUUUGACUCAUCUGGCUCAAAUGAGAAAAUCAAAGAAACAAAAGAAGACAACGAUUCAGCGUUCUGCUCCGCUGACAGAUUCAACAAUUCAGCUGUGGGUUGAUCCACAGAGACGGGGAGAAACAUUUUCUGUGGGAAGUAGGAGAUUGACAUUUUUUGCGCCUUUACAUUCCUGCAUAUUUUCUUACAAUGACAGUGAUUUAAAGUGUACUGCACGUAUCCGCUUAGCUUUUUACCAAGUGGUGUGCAAGUGGAAGUCUCUCAGCCACCUUUAUUUUGCAAAUUGAAGUAGUUUAAGGACACAAUGACAGAAAUGUUUAGGAUUAGUUUUCGUACAAAGAAUGAUAAGGGUGUACAAGUUAUUGCAUUUUGACAAUUUUAAAAAAGCGAAUUACUUCUAAUAAAUGUAUAAAUUAAAAGAGCUGUGAUGUGCAUUCAGGGUAUGAUCAAUUAAAAAUGUUUCCUCAUUUUUCAUCUCAUUCUUUGAGCAGAAUUUGCCUCAUUAAUGAUUCAAAUUGUUUAAAUUGUUUAAAUUGUUGGAUGCAGCUUGUUACAUUAAACAUGUCAUUGUUGUAAUUUUCACCAUGUUGUCAAGUGCAAAAAGAAAUCAGUAAUAUUUUACCACCUCGUUAAUAACGAGAAUAAAGAAGCGUUGUGUUGCUGAUCGAUGCUGACCAAUCGAUGUUGCCUUCAGGGCAACGGAGAUUUCAAGCUUUACGAACAAGCAGUCUGGUAUUUUAAUACUUCCCCCUCCCCCUCUGGAGCACCUUGUGCCCCCUGUGCCCUCUGACAUUCACCUCUAACAGUAAUCGGCUGUAACGUUUGUCAAAUCAUCCCCUAAAGCACAUGUUCCUCCAGACGACUCUCUUGGUUCUGUAUUUCUUUCUAUCCCACCCCCAGCUGUAGCCGAGCUAAAGAAAAUAUUAGAGACGAAACCGACAGAAGGGUGAGACUAAGAGAAAAGGUCGCAAUUACAAAUCCGUCUGCUACGACGCAGACAGCGCCAUGGAUAGUGAUACACAACACAGUAAGGCUGUGAGCCAUCGUGGGGGCAAGAGAUUCUAACUGGAACAAACCUCAGUCAGAUAAAAGGUCUAACAUAUUCAAUUAAAACAAUCCCUCCGGCAAAAAAACCUCCAUCUUUGUGUUUACUAACCCUAACCCUAACCCUAACCCUAAGCAGCUGACCAUUAAAAUCUGUUGAUGAACUGACAACUUAUUCAUUUAGUUUAUUUUCCUUUAACGUCCCUUUCGUAGUACAAUAUCCCUUAUAGCAACAGAGGCAUUUUUUUAUUGGUUAUGUUUAAAUACUCACAUUACUUUGAGACGAUCGUUUUCUUUAUCUUUGAGUGCUUUUGUUGCCUGAACCUAACUAUGCAGGGCUCAGGGUACGAACCCGUCCCUGAGGUCAAAGUCCUGCAGCUCCUCGACGUCCGUAUUGUACAAAAACAUAGAAAUAAAAGCGUUCCUAUUGAACAUCCUGCAGAAAGAAUGUGUCCCUCGAGGCUAGAAAAACAAAGUAGUAUGACAUAAACAUAAUUUUUAGGAGAUGGGGUUGGAGCGGUGAUGCGAAUGCUUUCUGAUGUGAACAGUGAUGUGAUUGCUUGGCGUAGAAAGAGAUUAACAAAGGACAGUAUGUUUUUGACUAUGUUAAGCCGCAUACCAGUUAACUUUCUUUACAGAACAACUUCCAAACAUCAGCUUACCACCACUUUGUGUUUGUAUUACGAACAGCUAACUCAAACCUUUACCCUAAACUGU